GCAUCUGUAACGUUUAUUAACUUGUCGGAGAUAUUGGUGAAAAUAGUUCGCGGGAGUGUAAGAGCCAAGCUGGUGGUGGCAGCUCGCUCUGAAAACAACCAGAGUACUUCAUUCAGAGGCGAGUUACACCAUGACAGAGCGGACGCCUCUCCUCCACUACCGGCUCUCCGCCAGCGUCAAUGAGUCCGAGCGGCGGGCACCGCCGGCCGGCCAGGCCCCGGAGCAGCACCCGGGCGGCCCCCGGCAGAGGUCGAGCCAGCAGCGGCAACCCAAGAAACUCUCCAUCUUCUUCGGUGUGGUGAUCCCGACCCUGCUGUCAAUGUUCAGCGUGGUAUUGUUUCUGAGAAUAGGAUUCGUAGUUGGCCAUGCUGGACUGUACCAAGGUAUUGCUAUGUUCCUGGUGGCCUACUUCAUCAUCUGUAUGACUGUGCUGUCAGUCUGCGCCAUCUCCACCAAUGGAGCCCUGGAUGCUGGGGGAGCCUACUACAUGAUCAGCCGAGCGUUGGGUCCAGAGUUCGGCGGCAGUAUCGGCAUCAUGUUCUUCCUGGCUAAUGUAUGCGGCAGCGCUCUCUACGUGCUGGGUCUGGUUGAAGCCAUUGUGGCCACCUUCGGAGUGCCAGAAGACGGGACCCUGGCCACUUCUCCUUACCAGGUUCUGCCGUCGGGUUACUGGUGGUCUCUGCUCUAUGGCACAGCCAUCGCCCUGCUCUGUCUGCUGGUGUGCAUGGUGGGAGCCCACAUCUACGCCAAGGCCACCUUUCUCAUCUUCCUGGUGGUCAUGUUCGUCCUGUGCACCAUCUUCGUCAGCUUCUUUGCCGUCGGCCCUCGGACCAUCACCCUGCCCCGUUCCGCCGUGCCCAACCCUACUAACAGAACGUCUCCCACCACGGCAAACUUUACCGGUUUCAAGUUGGACACGUUACUCGGGAACCUAUGGGCCGACUACACUACGGAUUACACAACAAAUACCAUGAUGACUUUCACCACUGUUUUCGCCGUCAUGUUUAACGGCUGCACCGGAAUCAUGGCUGGUUCUAACAUGUCAGGCGACUUGAAGAAUCCCAGCUACUCCAUCCCUCGGGGUACCAUCACUGCCGUCAUCUUCACCUUCAUCAUCUACAACCUGCUCAGCGUGCUGGUGGCCUGCUCCUGUGACCGCGUGUUGCUUCAGAAUGAUUACAGCUUCCUCAGAGACAUCAACAUCUGGAGACCCUUCGUCACCGUCGGGGUUUAUUCCUCCACACUCUCCGCCGCCAUGAGCAACCUCAUCGGAGCCUCACGCAUCCUCUACGCCCUGGCCAGGGAUGACUUGUUUGGUAAGGCGUUGUCUCCUGCUAAGAAGACCUCCCACAGUGGUAACCCCUGGGUCUCUGUGAUUAUCUCCUGGUUCCUGGUGCAGCUGGUGCUGUUUGCAGGGAAGCUCAACACCAUCGCCAGUAUUGUAACCAUUUUCUUCCUUUUGGUGUACGCGGCUGUGGACUUGGCUUGCCUUGCUUUGGAAUGGGCCUCUGCACCUAAUUUCAGGCCCACCUUUCGGUACUUCACCUGGCACACGUGUGUUUUUGGCAUCGUGGGCUGUGCCGUCAUGAUGUUCCUCAUCAACGCCAUCUACGCCUCAGCCAGCAUCGCCUUCAUGCUGCUGCUGCUUCUGCUGAUUCACUACCUCAGUCCCACCUCCAGCUGGGGCUACAUCAGCCAGGCUCUCAUUUUCCACCAGGUGCGUAAGUACUUGCUGAUGCUGGACGUGAGGAAGGACCACGUCAAGUUCUGGAGGCCUCAGGUCCUGCUGAUGGUUUCCAACCCUCGCAGCAGCGUGGGCCUCAUCACCUUCAUCAACGACAUCAAGAAGAGCGGCCUCUACGUGUUAGGCCACGUCCAGCUGGGAGAUCUCAACACUUUACCAUCAGACCCUCUGCAAUCCCAGUACGACUCCUGGUUGUCUCUGGUGGACCAUCUGAACAUCAAAUCCUUUGUGAACCUGACUUUGGCUGAUUCUGUACGUCACGGUAUCCAGCAUCUCCUGUUCAUCUCCGGACUAGGUGGGAUGCGUCCCAACACCCUUGUCCUGGGUUUCUAUGACGACUGUCUUCCGAAGGACAAGCUGAUCGAUCCGUCGCUCUGUACCAGUCAGUCCACAGAUCCUUCGUGCCUCUCUCAGGAGGUUGAGCAACAACCCCCGCUCUUCCACUUUGCCUCCUUGCGGGGUUCCAGCGACAGAAAGGAUUAUGGGGAAUCUGGAGACGGGAAGUUUCUGGGUCCUCAGGAAUACGUAGCAAUCAUUGCGGACGCCAUGAAGAUGCUUAAAAAUGUGGUACUGGCCCGUUACUUCAACAACUUUGACCGAGCCCAGGUCCUCUCACCGCCCUCCUCCUCUCCGGGGAAGGGAGCUGUGUAUGUUGACGUCUGGCCAGUCAACCUCCUACGUCCAGACAGCUCUAGCUACGUCGACACCUGCUCUCUGUUCCUGCUACAGCUAGCUUGUAUCCUCAACAUGGUCAGAUCGUGGCGCAAAGCUACGCUACGUCUCUUCCUUUGCGUGGAGGAAGGACGUAGCGUGAGAGGCUCAGAGGAGAAGCUGGGCCAGCUGUUGAAAGAGUUGAGAAUCAAAGCUCAGGUCUACACCGUGCCUUGGGACCAGCAGGUGGCGCUACAUUGGCAGCGUCAAGGCGAGUGGAGCAAGAAACUGUCGUCGCAGUCCCUCGAUACCGCCGGUGAAGAGAAGAAGCCGAGAACAGAGGAGGAGGACGAAGACGAUUAUGUUAAUAGCUUCCCAAGCAACACCACACGCCUGUCGGAUGACUACGUGUCAGCUGUCAAUAAGCUGAUCCUGGAGCAGACCCUGCCGCCCCCUGCUGUGCGUUUCCUAUACUUGCCCCGCCCCCCAGCUGACACCCGGCGCUACACCACCUACUUACACCAGCUGGAUCUGCUGACACAGGACCUGGGCCCCACGCUGCUUAUCCACGGUGUCACACCUGUCAUCACCACUGACCUUUAAACACUUUAAAUGAGGUGUGCCUUAUAUGCUGAGGGCUGGCGAGUUUUGCAGUGUCUCCAUCAGCUGCUGAUGUUGUGUGGAGCACUUUAAGCGCAGCAUCACCGCAGACCUCAGCAGUUCUGAUCCAGUGCUUUACCCCCUUGUUAUUUGACCCAGACUGGGACAUCACACCUGACUUGCAGAUCACAUCUGCACUGCCUUGCACAAUAUGGACCAAUAUAGAACAACGUCCAACCAGAAACACAGCCUAUUUUAAGAAUAGUUCAAAUGAAGACCAAAUAUCACACUGUGUAUUUUGGCUACUUAGAGAUAAAAGAAAAUCCUGACUAG
Molecule: messenger RNA, 3328 nt
Organism: Scomber japonicus (chub mackerel)
Lineage: Eukaryota; Metazoa; Chordata; Actinopteri; Scombriformes; Scombridae
Exons: 13
Coding region: 131-2998 (955 amino acids)
Biological process (GO): chloride ion homeostasis; potassium ion import across plasma membrane; potassium ion homeostasis
Cellular component (GO): membrane
Molecular function (GO): potassium:chloride symporter activity
Source: RefSeq, a predicted model, not a curated record